AUGGCUCAUGCUUCGUUCCCACCAGAGGUUGUGGACAUCAUUGGAGGGUAUUUGCUUGGCCUGAUCAUAAGGCCUUUCGGUGAAGAUGAAGUGGUGACUCCGCACUACAACCCAGCAUACUGUCUCCUACAGAGAAACUUUCUGGGUGCAUUGCUUCGCUUGAGGGCUGUGCAGAGAGCACUUGUGCAAGCUCCAGCAGUGCAAGCUCCAGCAGAGCCACUGCCAAACCCAAUCCAGGUUUUCCCCCUGGACCUGGACAUGAGUUUUUGCAAAGUGCCAACAAAUCAGCUUCCAGAGCACCCAUUGCUGGAUUACCAGCUUCUCCAGCAGCCUAUCCUCAAGAUAUAUCCAGAAAGGCCACAGGAUGUCAUCCAAGUGUGCCCAUACCCAAUGGCUGUGUAUGUUCCAGUACCUGCUGGUGAAGACAUGCAAGACUGGAAGGAAUAUCUCUGUGAGGUUCUUUGGAGAGCGGGAUCAGAGCAGCCAGUUGCCACACCAACUGAUCACUCAGGCUUGACCCGAGGGGCGAUCAAGGUCCAGAGCGAAAUGUUCAAGGCAGUGCUCCAGAGUGCAGGUAUUGCCCAGGUGUAUGUAGGAAGAUUUGGGAUGAAGCAGCUGCUGCUGCCGAGCCCACAACAAGUCUUGAAUCAGAUUCCACAUGUACCAGAUGCUCAUACUGCUAUGGACAUUGGCCUCAUGGCAAGGGAUGAGAACCAUGUGUGGCUGUUUGGUAUUCGUUGCAGUGGACAUGGUGUCUGGCAUGACAGACGGAAUGGCUUCAAAUGGAGGGUGCUGCCCUUGGUGCCUGGUUCUCAGAGAAACCUGGGUGGGUUCAUUUAUGGAUCCCUCGAAGGAAAGCCUCAUGGAUCUGGCCCUUUUGGCAAUGAUGAAGGCAAAGCCAUACAGCUAUAUCCCCUCCUGCACCACACAAGAUUGGCCCUGACAGGACUGGACCCUGUGUGGCCAAGCCACAUGUACCACAUGAUCAACAGGAAGCAAGCUCUUCAGGACUACACCUUCCAGCUCCUGGGCCGUCUUCAUCAGGCUACUGGUGGCAGAUUCGAGACCAGAGUCAGAGCAUCAGCUGCACAGUCAUUGGCAGAGCUGCUGCCUGGAGCAAUGCUGAAUCUGGACUAUGUCAAGAAGCUGAUGGAAACAGGGUUGAUCCAGAUCAAGCGAAUUUCUCUUCAGGAAUUCAAAGCACAUGUCCUGGCAGCAUGGGCUUGGGCAGAAGCAGGAGACUGCUUUGGAGGCAUGGCUGCUCAAGGGCCUGACACAAAUGACCCAGGACAGGUAGCCUUGUUCAAGGGCAAGAGAGUGAUCUACCUCAACUUGCUGGCCACCCUUGGAUUCGCUUCUGGGAAGUGGAACACCACCCUGCAGGAACACAUCUCAGAACCUUUUGUUGGGGCCCAAGCUGAUGUGCAUUGGAUUCCAGCCCCCCAUGCAGCACCUGCAAGGGUACCUGCUGCACGUGCCAUGGCUGCACCGGCACUUGGACCAGCCAGGCCUGCAGACAUCUUCCUCGGAGGUGAGGAAUUGGAAGAUCCUGCCAGGCAGAGAGCACUGAGGCUUAUAAGCAGGGCCCCAGCUCAGCCACUGCAGCCUGCCCCCCCGUAUGAGGCACCCACACCCCAGGAAGUGUCAGGAAUCACUGUCGCUGAUCUUUGCCCAGAAGAACUCAUCAUUGAGAGCUUGCUUCCAGAUCUGAAGACAAGGGGCAAGGCAGGUGAGCGAGGCAGUGGCAAGCCAAAGUUUGCAUACAUUGGAGGCUGGGGACCCCAGGAUAAGGCCACAAGGAUCAGCAAGGGGUAUGACAGCAGAGCUUCCAUGGCCAGAGCAAUCUGGACGUGGAGCAGCAUCAACUGGCUCGGAGGGGGGCCACGGAGGGCCCCAGGGCCAGAGGGUGAUUGGCUCAAGCUACUGUCCUACUGGAGCAUGGCACCUAGCAGCUGCAGCCCUGGGUUGGAAGACGAAUGGAAAGACCUCGUGGCGAGCAUCCAAGAAGCCAAAACAACCUGGGAGGAGGAGGAGAAGGAGAAGAGGGACAGAGACAGGGCAGAGAAAGCUUCAGCUGGCUACCGGCCCAUAGCAGCUAACGAGCUUGUAGUGGUGGAGGCCAUGGCUCAUGCUUCGUUCCCACCAGAGGUUGUGGACAUCAUUGGAGGGUAUUUGCUUGGCCUGAUCAUAAGGCCUUUCGGUGAAGAUGAAGUGGUGACUCCGCACUACAACCCAGCAUACUGUCUCCUACAGAGAAACUUUCUGGGUGCAUUGCUUCGCUUGAGGGCUGUGCAGAGAGCACUUGUGCAAGCUCCAGCAGUGCAAGCUCCAGCAGAGCCACUGCCAAACCCAAUCCAGGUUUUCCCCCUGGACCUGGACAUGAGUUUUUGCAAAGUGCCAACAAAUCAGCUUCCAGAGCACCCAUUGCUGGAUUACCAGCUUCUCCAGCAGCCUAUCCUCAAGAUAUAUCCAGAAAGGCCACAGGAUGUCAUCCAAGUGUGCCCAUACCCAAUGGCUGUGUAUGUUCCAGUACCUGCUGGUGAAGACAUGCAAGACUGGAAGGAAUAUCUCUGUGAGGUUCUUUGGAGAGCGGGAUCAGAGCAGCCAGUUGCCACACCAACUGAUCACUCAGGCUUGACCCGAGGGGCGAUCAAGGUCCAGAGCGAAAUGUUCAAGGCAGUGCUCCAGAGUGCAGGUAUUGCCCAGGUGUAUGUAAGAAGAUUUGGGAUGAAGCAGCUGCUGCUGCCGAGCCCACAACAAGUCUUGAAUCAGAUUCCACAUGUACCAGAUGCUCAUACUGCUAUGGACAUUGGCCUCAUGGCAAGGGAUGAGAACCAUGUGUGGCUGUUUGGUAUUCGUUGCAGUGGACAUGGUGUCUGGCAUGACAGACGGAAUGGCUUCAAAUGGAGGGUGCUGCCCUUGGUGCCUGGUUCUCAGAGAAACCUGGGUGGGUUCAUUUAUGGAUCCCUCGAAGGAAAGCCUCAUGGAUCUGGCCCUUUUGGCAAUGAUGAAGGCAAAGCCAUACAGCUAUAUCCCCUCCUGCACCACACAAGAUUGGUCCUGACAGGACUGGACCCUGUGUGGCCAAGCCACAUGUACCACAUGAUCAACAGGAAGCAAGCUCUUCAGGACUACACCUUCCAGCUCCUGGGCCGUCUUCAUCAGGCUACUGGUGGCAGAUUCGAGACCAGAGUCAGGGCAUCAGCUGCACAGUCAUUGGCAGAGCUGCUGCCUGGAGCAAUGCUGAAUCUGGACUAUGUCAAGAAGCUGAUGGAAACAGGGUUGAUCCAGAUCAAGCGAAUUUCUCUUCAGGAAUUCAAAGCACAUGUCCUGGCAGCAUGGGCUUGGGCAGAAGCAGGAGACUGCUUUGGAGGCAUGGCUGCUCAAGGGCCUGACACAAAUGACCCAGGACAGGUAGCCUUGUUCAAGGGCAAGAGAGUGAUCUACCUCAACUUGCUGGCCACCCUUGGAUUCGCUUCUGGGAAGUGGAACACCACCCUGCAGGAACACAUCUCAGAACCUUUUGUUGGGGCCCAAGCUGAUGUGCAUUGGAUUCCAGCCCCCCAUGCAGCACCUGCAAGGGUACCUGCUGCACGUGCCAUGGCUGCACCGGCACUUGGACCAGCCAGGCCUGCAGACAUCUUCCUCGGAGGUGAGGAAUUGGAAGAUCCUGCCAGGCAGAGAGCACUGAGGCUUAUAAGCAGGGCCCCAGCUCAGCCACUGCAGCCUGCCCCCCCGUAUGAGGCACCCACACCCCAGGAAGUGUCAGGAAUCACUGUCGCUGAUCUUUGCCCAGAAGAACUCAUCAUUGAGAGCUUGCUUCCAGAUCUGAAGACAAGGGGCAAGGCAGGUGAGCGAGGCAGUGGCAAGCCAAAGUUUGCAUACAUUGGAGGCUGGGGACCCCAGGAUAAGGCCACAAGGAUCAGCAAGGGGUAUGACAGCAGAGCUUCCAUGGCCAGAGCAAUCUGGACGUGGAGCAGCAUCAACUGGUGCCACAGGGUCAAAUACAGUUUGCCCUCAUAG
Symbiodinium sp. CCMP2592 is the source of this 4023-nucleotide messenger RNA. Lineage: Eukaryota; Dinophyceae; Suessiales; Symbiodiniaceae. The record is from the annotation of a GenBank genome assembly.